Trypanosoma conorhini is the source of this 1005-nucleotide messenger RNA. Its product is annotated as putative E3 ubiquitin-protein ligase. The record is from RefSeq and is a predicted model, not a curated record. NCBI's taxonomy places the organism in Eukaryota, Euglenozoa, Kinetoplastea, Trypanosomatida, Trypanosomatidae. The transcript has a single exon. Bases 1 to 1005 code for a protein of 334 amino acids.
AUGCCCCGUCAAGCACCUUUGCGCAAUAGGGAGGUCUUCGCCAAGCCCCUGGAGCACGGCGCGAGGGACGACGAGGUGGUGGCGCUCGCGAAAACAGGGCACGCUUCUGAGAAGUCCGUGUUCCCUCGGCGGGGGCGGAAAAAGGAACUGGUCGUUGAUGGGGCGUCUGCGGCACACGAGUUCACGGAGGGCUCCUGCACCGAUGGCCUCUCACAACUGGUGAAGCCGUUGCAGACUCAGUUGUCUGCUUUGGGUGUGGUGGAACGCUCGACAAGCCCCGUCUUAGCUGACAAGGGGACUCCAAACCUCCUUGACACAAAGCCGGCAUCCCCAGCGGAGGGCGGAGAUAGUAUCGGCAGCGGACAGUGCUCAUAUUCAACAAGGAACGGUAGCGUGGCUUCCUUUGGGAACGUAUGUAAGGAAAAGGAGCUUGUGGCUGCUGCGGAGGACAGUGAAGAAGAGGAACUGUGUUGCAUUUGUUUGGAGGGCUAUACUGAGGAGAAUCCUGUGAUGUAUGGGGAGUGUAGGCACCAUUUUCAUGUGCCUUGUCUCAUGAACUGGAAACAGCGCAGCAACGUCUGUCCAAUGUGUGCUUCAGAGACGUUGAAGGGGCUGGCUGACGAUGAUGACGCGCCAGCUACUGUGCGUGCCGCGGAUGAGGAAAUUUUUGCAAUGCUGUUGCAACAUCAAUUGGGGCGAUACACGUUCCCAGGAAGGCGACAUCGUCAACGUGGGUGUGUGCGCCCUUGCGGACAUGAAUUGGCUCCUCAAGACGCGGAACGCCAUGCAGCAAGACGUACAAAUGCCCCGCAACGUCAGCAGGAUCGUGCAGCUGCGCUUGAGGAGCGUCAACGACCCGCGAGGGACCGUAGAGAGAACGGCACGCGGGCCAACGCUGCUGCUAGAAAGGGAACCCGAGGUGAAGCUGCUACGCGCGUUCGAGACAUGCAUGAAAGCGGUCUGGCUGCAUUUUUCAAUAGGGUCUUUUGUUGUUUUAAGAGGUGA